CUUCCUAGAAUGCCCAGGAUCAAGCUGAUAAAAGGACUAAAAUACCCUCAAAUCGAUUAAAAUUCCAACUUUUUAAUUAAAGCAAGCACUCGCAUAGCGGGUCGUGGCGUUCCUCAUGUCUGUCGAGAGUCUCCCCAUUCUAUUGCUUUUGCCACGGCGCCGCUAGUUGUACAAUCUGCACGAACAAAACACAAGGACGGCGACGACGACGAAGAAGAAACAAGCUACAGCCCUUUUUCCUUUUAAAACUGCUCUAAAAAACCAAACUUCGCUCUCAUUUACCAAAGAUUAAACAAGAUGCCACGGAAACCAACCAGGCAUCAUAGACUGUUGCCAGUUCAGCCUUUGACUUUCUCGCCAUUUGCUCGUUCUGUUGCUCGAGUUGCCACUGCUUACCUGGUUAAGCAUUACUUGCGUGAUGCCCCACUGAAAUCGGCAGGUGAUGAAUUUAAGGAGAAGUUAGAAAAGGUAGACAGACAAUCUGAGUCAUCUGAGGAUGAAGAAUUUGAUGGAGUUGUCCAAGCAGAUUUUGCCUUCUUUGAUCCAAAACCUGAUGACUUCCAUGGUGUGAAGACCUUGCUACAAUCCUACCUUGAUAACAAGCAAUGGGAUUUGAGUGGUUUUGUAGACUUGAUAUUGGGACAAACCACUGUUGGAACUGUAGUUAAAUUAGAAGAUGAUGAAGACAAUGCUGUUUUUUCUGUAAUUACUGCCCUUAACUUGGGGAGAUAUAAGGAUCACAAGUGUAUUGCAGAGCUCAAGGAGUUCCUUCUUAACAUAAGCCAUGAGAAAGAUAAAAUAGGAAACUUGAGAUCACUUUUGGGAGAUAAAGCACAGAAUGUGGGUCUCCUGGUUUCCCAACGUGUGGUGAAUCUUCCUCCUGAACUCUUGCCACAUCUUUAUGAUGCACUGUUUGAUGAAGUCUCAUGGGCUACAGAAGAUGAGCCCACAGAGGAUAUGCGUAAGUCCUUCCACUUCAAGUUUUACAUAGUAGUAAGCAAAAUUUACAAGCGCAAGAAUGCAAAUCAGAAAAGGCCUUCAACCACUGACAAAGAUGAGGCUCUAAUAUAUAUUAAGCCCGAAGAGGAGAUUUUACAUAAGCUGAGCAUGUGGUCCUUCCUUUUUCCUUUGCAAACUCAGCAGGUUGCAACUCAUGAGCUAAAAAAUUACCAGUUAACGGGGAUAGUCAUGGCUGUCAAAGCGGAAAACAUUUCCUCAUUCCAACAGCAAUUGCAUACUUUAAUAAAUGAAUCUUGAGUCUAAUCGGAAGAAUGCAAAAGUUUUGAUACUGUAACGACUGUGUUUUUAACUUGAAAGAUUUUGUCCAAAGGUUGUUGUUCUGGUAAAUGUUCAAGAUGCAACCUGAUAAUGGCUGGCCAGUUGGGGGAAGGUAGGAAUCAUCUGUUUCAAGAGUCCACAAUUUUGUCAGGAUAGCAGACAUUUGAAACUGAUUUAGGUUACAUUUUUGUUAGAAUGAAAUUUUGUCCAGUCUCUUUGGCCUCAUGGCAAAAGAGUUCUUAAGAGGACUAACGGUCUUGGUUUCGACUUUCAAACCAAGACUUCCUACCCUUUCCCAUGGGCUAUGCCUCUCAUCCUAUGUAAUAUAAAGCCAGGAUAGCCUUUUCUUUUGAUUCCAUCUUAUGGUGGUGUUAUUUGAUUUCAUGAAAGGUGCCACUUGAUAUUUUUCA
This is a messenger RNA of Durio zibethinus, 1688 nucleotides long. Its product is annotated as protein BCCIP homolog. Gene Ontology annotation, cellular component: nucleus. Lineage: Eukaryota; Viridiplantae; Streptophyta; Magnoliopsida; Malvales; Malvaceae. The record is from RefSeq and is a predicted model, not a curated record.